Plasmodium vivax (malaria parasite P. vivax) is the source of this 2277-nucleotide messenger RNA. RefSeq lists its product as hypothetical. NCBI's taxonomy places the organism in Eukaryota, Apicomplexa, Aconoidasida, Haemosporida, Plasmodiidae. Gene Ontology annotation, cellular component: membrane; GPI-anchor transamidase complex. The coding region runs from base 1 to 2277 and encodes 758 amino acids. The transcript has 5 exons. Gene Ontology annotation, biological process: attachment of GPI anchor to protein. The record is from RefSeq and is a predicted model, not a curated record.
AUGGGGUUUUCGGAGAAUCCCAAGUUUUUUUUGUUGGUCAAAAGGGUUUUAAAAAAGUGGAAACUAAUAGGAAUCACCCUAUCCGUUGUCGGCUUCGCGCACCUCUGCGUGUUCAACAAAUUUAGCAAAAAGGCGGAGCUGGACUCGCUGAUUUUCUCGCAGUUCCCAGGGAAUUCCAAUUUAGACAAAACUGAUGAGGACUUUCUAAACCACACGAGCAGUUAUUUUUCCAACUAUGGGUUCAGGGAGGAUAUAAUAGAUGGGAUAGGCGAGUAUAUCAGGAGAAUUUCCCCCUUUGUCCACACGGUGAAGCGGAGGGUUAGCGUGAAUGGCGGCGUAAAGGGCGGCGCAAAGGGCAACAUACUGAUCACCACCGUGCCGUGCAAAUUUUGCAACAACAUGGAAAACAUAAUCGUGGUGAUCAACUUCGAUUACAAGGAAAGGAAAAAUUUCCACGCCAUUUCAGUUGGUUUAACGUUAAUCAAUUAUUUUAAAAACUGCAAUUAUAUGAGCAAGGACAUUAUCUUUUUGUUCACCAACAAGGAAUGGCUAUAUUCUUUAGGGGUUCAGAAAUUUGUCGAGGAUUUUUUAUACAGCAAUGAUGUGAGGAAUGGAAGGAAGGCCCUCUCCAGAUCGGCCAUCAUCAUAGAAUUCGAUUCUGUGUACCCUUCACAUAUACACAUAAAUUAUGAAGGCCUGAAUGGGCUCUUGCCAAACCUGGACUUUAUCUUGCUGCUGACCAAUGAGCUAAACUACUACAACAUCCCUGUGAAGGUGGAAUCUCCCCACCACGCGAUUUUUGACAUGGCCCUGGAGAGGGGCUACGAGAAGGGGCACGUCUACUUUUUGAGGGAAAACAUUGCAGCCUUCACCGCCACCGGCGUGAGUAAAAUCCCGCUGAAAAACAAAAUGCUAAAUUUGUUCAACUUCACCAAGGCGAUGGAAAGUUUCAUAAGGAGCCAAAGCAAUACCCCUGAAGGAUUCUGCCAUUCGUCGAAUUUUUACUUUUUCGAUACCAUCAGGAGAAGGGUGCCCAUCAGUGUGUAUUGCUACGGUGUGUACUUAAUAUGUGCGUACGCCAUUUUGAAGCUACUAAAAGGGUCUAUUUUGCGAAGCUACACAAAUCUUGUGGUGGGUCUCUACGGGUAUAUAAAAACCAUUUUUAUAAUUUCAUUGCCUAUUUAUUUAUUUUCCACGAAUGAUAAAGUGUACGAGUUGCUGAAUUUGGAAAAGAAGCUCCCUCUUUGCUCAGAAUGGCACCCAGAUCGUUACGAAGACUACGUGCAGAUAGCCCACUACUGGUGGGAAAUACUCAUUCUGUCGGUCAUAGUGGCCCUCAUUUUUAACUACGUAAUUUCCUGCAUGGUUAAGAAAAUUAGCAAAGUGCUUAAAUAUGAGAAGGUACAGAAAAUCGAGAAAAUUGUCCUUUUGGAUAGGAUAAAAAAAUUGAAUAAUAAAAUAAACAGCAUUAUUGGGAUACCCUGUUUUUAUGCCAACUUGAGUAAUGAAGAAGUUUUGGCUAGCUGGGGAGAUUUUUCCAAAUUGACCAAACCGAAGAUUGUGCAUAGUGAUGAUGAGGAGUUCCUUCGCGAGAAGAAAAACAGAGCCCUGGUUAAGAGGCUGCAAGACGAAUUGGAUGAGGUGGAGGGGAAGUUGCAACUGCUCGAUGGCGGAAAUGUCCUGUACAUUUUCAACGGCUCCGUCGCGCCGUAUUCCUCCAUAAUGAACAGCAUGAACUGUUUUUACUUCGUUUUUGUUGUGCUCCUGUCGUCGCUGUACAACUGGUCGUAUGCAGCCCUCUUCAGCGUGCUCUUCGUGAUGCCCGUGUCUACCCUCCAUAAUAGAAAGACAAAGCGCAAGAAAGUGAUCCAGAAGGCCAUCAUUUUGGCGUUCAUUCUGCUGGGGCUGGCGCUGGUGUAUCCAUACGAGGGCUUCAUUCUGAGCGCAAGGCACAAGCUGAUCAGGCACCUAACGAACGGAUUUGCAAAGUGCCAGAAGUACUUGGCAAAGUCAAAGCUGGCAGACACGAAGUACUUCCCCGAUUUUUUGGAAUUCCUGUGCUCGAACAAAAUUUUCGAGCCCCUACAUGUAAAUAAAUAUUAUUUAAACAAUCAGGACAUCAAAUUUAAUUACAGCAAUGGUGUUAAGAAUGAAGUUUUGCUAAAUCUGUAUAGCAUGGCUAGGAACCAUUACUGUGUUGGUUCGCAAGUGUAUCCCCUUAUAUGUUUCACUUUUUUUCCCGUUUUUUUUUUCAUAAUGUAUGUUUUUUUUUGUUAA